AUCUUCGUCGAGACGCACCGGCGGCUGCAGCUGCUCUGGGCCGAGGACGACGGUCUGGACGCCGGCCGCUGGCGCUGCUUCGUCUCGCGCGGCGGCGCCGCCUCGCUCUUCCUCGAGGCGCCCGGCGAGCGGGCCGACCCCCUAGUCAGAAGCGGCGUGAGCUUCGAGUACGACGCGCAGCCGACCGAGUCGGACCGGCUCUGGGACGACCUGGAAGAUUGCCGGCCGUGCACGGACAGCGAGGUGCUGCUCAGCUACUGCACCAGCGAUUUCGUUGUGCGCGGCCAGAUCACGGGCGUCGAGCACCACGACCGGCUGGACCGCAGUGCGCUGCUGCUGAGCGCUUCGCGCGUCAUCCGGCAGACGAACGACAUCUUCCGAACGAACGGUGCGGCGACGGCCGACACGGCCGUCAGGGGACGCGUGUACGUGCCGCGCCACUGUGGCGCGCACUCCGGCCGCGCCCAGUACCUGCUGAUGGGGCGGCACCGGCUCGGCGUACCCAUGGUCACGUGCUCGCUGGCCGUCGAUGAGUGGCGCCGCAUCCGGGCGGCCGCCGAGCGGUCGGCCACCAACGAGUGCGUGCUGGAGACGUAGGCGCGCGCCGGGACCGCUGACGCCAGCCGCGGCCGACCGGGGGCGGUGAGGGGACCGCGCGCGGAGAGCGGCGCGAGCGCAGGGCUCGUCUCCACGGCCUGCGAUGUGAUUGCUUCUUCUUAUCUGUGCCGAUGCUACGUAACCUUUGCUUAUCAGUGCAAAGUGAAGACUGUGAUAUGCAUGUACAUAGUGCAAUUGAUGGAUGAGAGCGUUUAGCGUAGCGGCAACGUUGGCUGGGUCCGACCGCUGGGGCGAGACGUCGGAGAUAGAAGGCGUCUGGGCAGGGCUCGUGUCUGCCUAUGUUCGCUUCAGUACUGCGUGCCCAUUUCAGCGACAGCUGUGAGAUUAUACAGCAGUUACUGACCGGCUGCUGCGCGAGUCCCUCACCUACCCGUCAGCUGGUGAGGUUGACAUUGCUCGCGUUGCUGGUCGAGCACUGCGUCAGGAUACUUGUGAUAGCGAAAUCCGAUGAUACUUUGUUUUCCAUUCAAGUGCCAAAACGACGGUGUAAAAGGUAUGAAGUGCGCGUUGCUGAUCUACAUAAUCGAAUAACAUUUGCGCUACGUCUUGGCCCGGCUGAUAUCCCAGAGCUUUUAACCUUGACCCAGUGCGGCGACGCGUUCCCUUCGUCACGACCCUGACCUCGGGUCAAGGGCAUGUUGCGCUGCUGCGUGGAAAAACAGGGUACGUUUCAUCGUCGCACUACGGUGUGGACUGGCGGCGUCUUUCCAUGUAGCCCCGCUCUUUUGUAGCCUAGGCGUCAGCGUCGCAAGCGUUUGCGGGGCCGUGAAUUCUGAUGUGCCAACGGCCCGGGAGGGCGGUGGUCUGGGGCUCGGCAAGGUCUGUGCACGCCGCCGCGAGCGGCCGUCAGUGUCAACUGUACAUAGCACGGUGGCCAGCCCCGUCAAAGAUUGGUCGUGGUCGACCGUCGUCGGCGUGAACACGGCGGCCCACAUUUGUCCGGUUUGAGCCGGUUUUAGCUGGCACGCGCUGCGCUGGUGUGUGGUGGGCCUGACUCGGUAGACCAGCGGUCCAUGUGACCCGGCCAUGGAUGUGAGGACCACUGACUGACUGUGCGCCGCCGACCGAGUGGCAUUUGAGAGCCACCAGCCCGUGAUCUCUGAGCGAGCCCGCUGCGUGAGAGUGUCAUGCUAGCGCCGCGGUGUACAGUGAAUAUACCCUAUACACGUACGGA
Pollicipes pollicipes is the source of this 1792-nucleotide messenger RNA. Its product is annotated as meteorin-like protein. Lineage: Eukaryota; Metazoa; Arthropoda; Thecostraca; Pollicipedomorpha; Pollicipedidae. The annotation marks the transcript as partial. Gene Ontology annotation, molecular function: hormone activity. The transcript has 4 exons. The record is from RefSeq and is a predicted model, not a curated record.